AUGAGGAUCACUCACAAGGCCAAGAGGCCUUUGACUCCUCUUCCCCAGGUCGCAGAACUCAUAACUAAGCUACACGACACCCCUAACGAAGAACUCCAUGAAGUUUUGAGCCAGAUGGAUGCUUGGAGAUGGCCGCGGUCUGAUUUGAACGCGUGGAUCAAGGUACUCAAUAAAUUCGACGCCAUCCUGGAAGAAGUGAUUCGAGAUUACGAUCUCGACAAGCUGCAAAUUAACGUGUUCACUCCGGUGACCAAAAAGACUGUAUGCGAGAUUCUCCGAUUCGAACGUCUGCUGCUCGAGAAUUCGACCAACAGGAAAACGUUCAACUCUUAUGAUCGGUUGAACAGCUUGAUGCUUACGUCUGAUCUGGAUGUGCUUAUCCUCACUCUCAAUCUCUUGUUGCGCCCCGCCCAGCAAUACUCAUCCCAGCCUGCGGUACUUCACGCGCUUAGUAUCUCGACGCCACGCCUCACUUCACUCGCAAGGCGGUGGUCCAAUCUACGCGAAUACGAUAUCAAUCUAGUGGAUCUUGUCACCGAGAAGGGCAAGCCACAGGUCGAAGCCCUACCUACCGAAGCCCGAGAAGUCAAUUUCACGUUCUACAAGAAUGAGAAGUUGCCUUUACCUACAUACAAAGACAAAGGUCAGAGCUCAGAAGUGCAGAUGACCGACGUCGUUCCGCAAACCCCAACGCGUAAGGGUGGUGCGUCCUCAGGUGCUGGCUCAACGGCGCAAGGAUCCUCUUCGGGGGCCGUUAUUGUUCACAUCGAGAGCAGUACUAUCGAGUCUAAAGAACCCAUGGACAUCCUAGCCGACGCCAUGGAGAUGUACUCCGUGCCUGAUGACGAGAAAUUCGAGCUCUUGACUCGCAUCAGAACCGCUCGUGCUUUAACACCUGCGUACUCUUCUGAUCGCGAGAAGCUCGUGAUGAUUCGUCUUCUUGCUACAGCCAUCUUUGGGCAUACUCACGUAGAGUCGCAGGCCCAGUCGAUGCUGUUCCUCUACGAGCCUGACAUGAUUACACACAUCGCAGAGCUUCUCCAAUUGGAUCGGGACGUGGAUGUGCAGGUACAGAAUGUCGCAAUCGCAGCCCUCGAUUCGCUCGGUCGCUACAGGAACAAGAUCCAAGACGUCUUGACAGCUGUUAACGCUGGGGUGAAUCAUGGUGUCUUGAUGGCUUUGUUACGAAAGACCGUUGUAGAUGUGGCCCAGCCCACUUCUACGCUUCCGCAAUUUUUUGUGGAGUCCCUACUCUCCUUCGUUACCUUUGUUGCCACGCAUGCGUCUGGGGGUAAUAUGGUUGUUGGUGCCGGUUUGGUACCUCUGCUAAUCCAAGUGAUCGAGAAUCGGCUACCUAACCGACUAUACGUCGUCUCCAAGACGAUGCAGCUUCUGGAUAAUGUACUCUAUGGAUUCAACAACGCCUUCCAGUUGUUUUGCAACGGACGCGGUGUUGAGGUCCUAGUAGACAGGAUAGAGUACGAAGUUGAAUUGGAUCUUGCGCAAUGCUCCACUGAGGAACCCUCUCGUGAAGUAGUGAUUUCUUUCGGGAAACUUUUAGUUCCUCGUGCCGCUGUCUUAAAGCACACUCUUCGUUCAAUGCAUCGUAUGAUGCAGUCAUCAGGCACAGCGGAAGGCCUGCGCGGUCUCUUGGACUCGUCACUUCUGAGGUCUGCUAAGAAGAUUAUGGAAAAUAGGACAGUCUUUGGUCCUAGCAUUCUCCCAAUCGUCAUCAACAUCAUGGCGACGUUUGUGCACAAUGAGCCUACAUGUCUUUCGGUCAUCCAGGAGGCAGGAUUACCCGAGGUUUUCUACGGUGUCGUCGAGUCGGGUGUUGAGCCCGUUAUCGAGGUCAUUCAAUCCAUUCCGAACGCUAUUGGCGCGCUUUGCUUGAAUCAGGCGGGUCAGGAUCAGCUUACCGCUCGCCCAUAUAUUAUCCCUGGACUCUUGUCCAUUUUUACUUCGGAGCGCCAUCAAAGAAUUCUACAGGACAAGGAAAAUGCGGUUCUCAUUGGUACAGCGAUCGAGGAAUUAAUUCGACACCAUCCGUCGCUGAAGCAAGCUGUGUUCAAUGCGAUAAAAGCAAUUAUGGACAACAUUUAUCAGAUGGGCAAUGAUUACGUGCCAGAUGAGGAUAUGAAACAGUGGUAUUUACUAUUGCUUAACUCUCCUUCGCAAUCCGCCAAAGAGGCUACGAUGGACGCGGAUGUGGAUAUGGCCUCUGCAGAAACCGCCCAGUCUCAGCGCUCCGCCCCUACCAACUCCCAAGGAGGUAGUAUCAAUGAUGCAGCCUCAUUGCCAGGUGACGAUUCGUCUGGGUCCCAUGACAAUAUAAUCGUGUCGUUCAUUGAUGUAUUUGGAAAGUUUUUGGAAGGGUUUUUCCAGUGUAUACCGCAUUGCAGAGACUUCGUCACCGACGAAGAGGCUCUGAGUCGAUUUGGGAAGCUCACCGCGUUACCAUGUCUUCCCUACGACUUCGUGAACAGUUUGGCGUCAGACUCGUUAGUUCAGGUUGUGCGCACCAUGGCGGAAGUCGCACCUGGUGAAACCGUCAGCUUUUUGGUUCGUCUCGUGCACGAAUCAUUGGCCAGCACGAAAAACUUUUGGAGUUCCAUGAGAGAAGAAUCUGAGCUCCUGCAGCUUGUGAAUGUUUCUGAUAGAGAGCUUCAGCGAGGCAACGACCGCGUCCGGCAGUAUAUUACUCUUUACAUCAGAACAUCCCUACUCUCUGACAUCUACUCUACUGCUGGGUAUUCUCAUGGAAGAGCAACUGCAACCUUACUACAAUCCCUAACAGGCCCGUCAGCACACAAUAUUCUGCCCGAUCUGGGCGCGCUUCACAGGACAUGUGUGUGGGAGAACAUAAUGCUUAAAUCAGGUCUAGCGUUACAAGGAGUAGAUGUUCCUGCGCCCGCCGAUGUUACUGCUUUGGACCCGCAUUCUUCUUCAACCGUCACGCCCACCGAUACCCCACCUAUAUCUCAGGAUACCUCUGCCCAUACUCUCCCCUCCACGGCUAAUGGUGCACAGGGCGAAUCUUCUGUACCAGUGGCGUCUGACUCGGUCACUGUAAAAGACAACAGUGCUAAAUUGCAGAACGCAAAGAUCGCCAAACACUUGGCUAGUCAACUACCUACUUGCUUAGCGCCAUUCUUCCAAGGCAAGGCUGAUCUACUCCUGGGACGCAACACUGAUUCUGCUCAGAAACAGAAGAUUCAAGAAACUUCUUUGAUCCUCGCUGACAUUUUAGUCAAGCAUCUUGAUUUGCACACAGUUGCUGACAAGAUGUCUGUGUAUGCCUAUCAUACGGUGAUGCUUGGUUUAUCUACAAUCUUAUUAGUGGAUGAGCGUGCAGCCCAAAAGACUCUUUACACUGUUCUCUUGGCUGCCUUCAGUCGCGCAGGAGGCAUCGAUGCUAUACUCCGCCUCUGCAAUACUUUCGUUCACGCCAUCAAAACCAUGACAGAUGUGAGCCCAGAGGACCGCUCCCAUGUUGCUAAAGAAGAACUUGUGCACGCUUAUGGCGGGUUGAAGGUGGCAUUGCAUCUCCUUCAUCCCGUUUUAUCGGCCAAGCCCCUCUUCGACUCCACUCAAACGACACUACUAGUUUCAUCCGAGAAGAAGGACUCCGAUCCUGAUUACUUCGAGCCUCGUCAAUUCUUAGUCCGGACGAGAAUUGCCGCGAUGCCCCUCUUGGCCGACCUAUGGGGGGCAUCUUGGUUGUCAUCGGCACCUCUGGGUGUCAGCAAAUCAGUGGUCAAUGUUUUAAUGGACGUACUCAGCAUGGACGGAGAGGAGGCUAAGGACCCACCGCAGGGUGGGGCGCCGUCGCUCAUGUCGAACGGUUUUGCUAUAGCUCGACCAGCUGGUCCUGAUGAAAACCGUAUUCGUCAGCUGGUAGAUAUGGGCUUCCCAAGAUCUGCAGCAGAACGAGCUCUGGUUCGAACUCGCAAUAAUGUCAAUGCUGCCACGGAACUUUUACUAGCGCACCCGUUCCCACUUCCUCCGGAUCCAGAGCCUCAAGAACCCCCCGUGGCUGCAGAUGCGCCUAUAGAAACCUCUGGGGAAGUCACUGCCGGUGCUGGAACCGAAGCCGAGGUCCCUGCAUCAUCAGUUGCCGAUGAGCAAGCGUCGUCUGUCCCUGUAAAAUCCACGGAGGAUUGGAUAAAGGAGCUCAACGCGCUCCGGGACCCCCUGAAGGAUACUAUGGGCAGGCAAGCUCUCAGGCUCCUUGACGAACAUCCGUCACUUGCAUUCGACGUUCAGAAGGUUUUCGUCGGGCCAUCCAAUGGCUAUCGUGAACAAGCUGCCCUGCUACUGAUCGAUGAUGUUAAAUCACUUUCCUCUUCAGCAUAUGAUGUUCAGGAGCAAUCGAUGGCUGUUCGGUGCCGUCUGCUGGCUCUGGCACUGAAUGAUCCAACAUCUCCUUUGACUCAGAUGAUCGAUAGCGACGCUAACAAUUUAAUGGAUUCCAUGCUUGCAUUGCUUCUCUCCAAUCCUACUAAUAUAGAAGGCCAUCCAACGGUACCCAAGUGGUUGGCUGCACACUUAUUAGUCGCAGAAGCGCUGCUCACUUUGGGAGAGGAACCUCGCAGCAUUUCGGUGCCUAAAGAGAACGAAGCCAUCGUACAAGAGUCACUUUCUGUUGGACGCGAUCAUUCAGAGGCCAAAAAUAUUUUGUUCGACUUUUGUCUACGACUGCUCGCGCUGUCUACAAUAUCAAAGGACGAUUUACUAUCUGCGCUUAGACUUUUCGUCUAUCUGACUCGAGACCACAAGAUGGCCGAAAAAUUCGUUCACCGAGACGGGCUAGUUCUAUUAUUCCGGUACAUGCAAAUUUCAGCUGGGACACAAAGCGCCGCAGGCAUACAAUCGCAUAUUGCCAUUAUUCUGCGUCACAUCGUAGAGGAUCAAUCCAUUCUUCAGCAUGUUAUGCGACAAGAGAUUAAAAGAUUUUUUGCUCAUCCACGCCAUCGCGUGCUGGAUGUUGGAAAUUAUGUCACUGGCUGCGGUGCGCUUGCGCUCCGUGAUCCAUCCACCUUUAUCAAUGUCACACAGGAACUUUGCCAGCUCUCACAGCCAUAUUCUAACUCCAAAAGCAUCAGUCUUAGGGCAGAGGUCAAGUCGGAAGCUCCGGUCACGAACAAAGGCUCCGAUAUGCACAUUGACGACCCCUUCACUACUCAUACGCAGACACUUCCCGACUUGGAGGCACCCGUCCAUUUCCUCAUUGCUGAACUUAUGAGAUCGCUCAAGAGAGGUGGCGCACCGGAGACGUCGUCAGCUGAGAUGCCAAAGAUGGCGGGAUCAGAGGCAGGAGUUCUCGAUGGUCCAUCCGAGCCCUCUGCAAAUGCCCUCAAACCGGAGACUAUAGAGCCAUCUUCUCUUCUGGAGGACGACUACGUGUAUUCCUGUUUCUUGAUGCAAUGUCUUUCCGAGCUUCUCUUCUCUUAUGAUGCUUGCAAGAUCGCCUUUUUGUCAUUCUCCCCGAAGCGGCGGACGCAGAUACCCGCGAAAGAUGUUGGAAUGAAGCACAGGACUGCCGCGAUACAGUUCCUUCUCAUGGAGCUUGUGACAUUCGGCACCAUCGAUCCCCAGCCCUCUUCUGAAGCAAGAAAGCGUAUUAUGUUGUGUAAUUGGGCUAUGUCUGUUGUUGUGGCACUUUGCGUUGACACAUCGCUCACGCACGAUAUCAAGGACGUUCCUGCAGAGCUGAUCUCUGUCCGCAAAUUUGUUUUGGAGGCCAUUAGUCGAGCGUUGAAAGACCUUCCGGCAUCGGAGCCUCCAGAGCUUCGAUACAGUCGCCUUCUCGCUCUAGCGGAUUUAUGUAACCGGCUGUUGACAGUGCGAUUCAAUAGCAACACUCGAAAGCCACACGAGGAAGCCCCUACGCACAUCGCCAAAGUUAUGCUGGAAAAGAAUUUCGUGGCGACGCUGACGAAUGCUCUUGCCGAGGUCGACCUCAAUUACCCCAAUAUUCGCGGUGUGGUAACGGGCUUGUUGCGCCCGCUUAAUUUCCUAUCAAAGAUUGCUAUCAAAAUGAGUCGUGUGUCUGACAAGUCCAAGGAGUCAUUAGAUGAGAAGGUCGAAGAUGUUGAAUCGGUUUCUUCAGAGGAAGAUGACACAACAGAACAUGACGGCGAUGAGACACCUGAUCUAUACCGGAAUUCCUCUCUUGGUUUGUUUGGUGGCGAAAUGGAAGAUGUUAAUUUCGGACCGGACGACGAUAUGGAUGAAGACGGCGAGGAAGCUGACGAAGACGUUGAUAUGGAUUUCGGCGAUGAAACGGGAAGCGAGGAUACGUCGCAUACCGAUGACGAUGUAGAGGAUGACAUCGAGAAUGCCAUUGAGAACGAGACGGAUGAAGAUGACGAUGACGAUGAGGAGAGUUGGCAGGAUGAAGAAGAGGAAGAAGAAGAAGGUUUGGUUGCGAAUGACGGAGGUGAUCCUGAGGAAAUAGGUGAUGAGGAAGAGGAGGAGGAAGGAGAAGGGGACGAUGGAGAGGAUGUGAUGUGGCAGAGCAUUGCUGUCGCUGAUGACUUGGUGGAUGGUGCCGCGGAUGAAGGUGAUGACGACGAAGAUCCUGUCCCCAUCAUGCCAAUGGACGCUGACGAAGAAGCAGAUAUGGCGUCAGAGGAGGAUGAAUACGGCGAUGAAUUGGGAGUCGCGGGUCAUGGGCCUAUUGGCGGUAAUGUCUUCGAGCUCGCAACGGCUGGCUUUGCUAAUGUGUUGAAUGGUGGAGCGGUCAACGCCACUCGAAUUGCUCCGCCAAUACUGUGGGCCGACCCUACACGUUCUGGCCGCCGCCGAGGCAUAGACGACGAUAUGGAUAUUUUUAGUCGAAUCCGCAACGCACCCAUAUCUUCUGAUGCAGCCACACAUCCACUCCUUGUUGAUCCUGCUACCAAUUCGACUCGUGGGUCAACUGGCCAGGCGAGAAGCACCCGCCGAUUCCAGAGGAACGUGAUAGCAACCAACAAUCCUCACGAUCUAUUGCAGACAAUAGAGGACGCGAUUGGCGAGGGCGCGCUACAGCUGUUUCAACACAUCGUUUCUCACCAACGUGGGGGUGGUGGCGAGACUAUACGUAUCGAUGUUCCGUCAGGUACUUUAGGGCCUUUACAGCGACACGGCCGUGGAACAAUAUCGGCUUCUAUCCGUCUGGAGCGAGCACCACGAUCGGGUGAUACUCGAUCAGAUAGUCAUAACCUUGACCCGCUUCUAACUGUACAACGAUGGCUAGAAGAAGUUAAGAUGGUCCAUGGCAAGUUCGAGCAAGCCCGACUAUCUAAGCUGAGCAAUCACGUCAACGUCGUCCUCAUGCCGGCUGCUGUGGAGGCUGCCAAGCAAGCUAAACUCGUCGAGGAGGAAGCUGCACGACAAGCAGAGGAGCAAGCACAAGUUGAUCAGGCUGCUGCGAAGGAACAAGAGGAAGCGGAGAGAGCUAGAGUGGAACAAGAACGGCUUCAGCUCGAUUCCGAAGUGGCCCAGGGACCGGAUGUCGAUCCUGAGCAACAGGGUUCGAUGUCGGUAGAUGGGGAUACUGACAUGGUAGAUGUUUCCCAAGACGCUCCCAUUGAACCGGAUGAAAGCCAGGAUACGCAGGACACGACACAGGACGAUUCUGCAGUUGUAGCUGAAGACGGUCCGGCCGCGGAAGCUUCGAGCAGUGGAGCCCAACGCAUAACUGUGAUGAUUCAUGGAAGUCCUGUGGACAUAACCGAAACCGGCAUAGAUCCUACGUUCCUAGAGGCGUUGCCAGACGAUAUGCGAGAAGAGGUGCUUAAUCAGCAUGUUCGGGACCAACGUGCCGCCAGAGUCGAGCGUCCGGCCGAUUCACAUAUCAGUCCCGAAUUCCUUGAUGCCCUUCCGCCAGAGCUCAGAGCCGAGAUACUGCAACAAGAAAGCAUUGAACGUGCUCGACAGCAAGUCACCACUGCUCAGCAAGGAGGCGGUGGAGUUCCGGCAGAUAUUGAUCCCGCCAGCUUUAUUGCUAGUCUAGAUCCUCACCUUCGACAAGUCGUUCUCAUGGACUCUGACGAUGGCUUGAUUCAAAGCCUGCCGUCCCACAUACUAGCUGAAGCCGGAAUUCACCGAGAAAAUGCACGGCAAGCACGUGCUCAACCUCUUGCAAACGCUGAAGUCCGUCCAGCCACAACUCAGCACUCACAGAAGACCGCUGUAUCACGCGAUGCUAUACAGCUGCUGGACAAAUCCGCUGUAGCAGUACUCGUGCGGCUCCUCUUCUUUCCACAUACUCUCAAAAAAAACCUGUUGUACAAAGUUUUGGUCAAUCUAUGUGAGAAUUCCAAAACGCGCACGGACCUCUUCAAUUUGCUUCUCAACAUAUUGCAAGACGGCUCGGGCGAUCUUGCGUCUAUUGACCGAAGCUUCGCCCAAAUGUCUGUCCGUAACUCGAAACAGCCGCAUACACUCACACCCAAGUCGGUUGGAAAGCAGCGAGUCGCAUCUGAUUACCUUGGAACACUUGCUCUUUCUCCAGGUCACAACGAGAUAAUCCCGGAGCUCAUCGUGCAACGGUGCUUGGAGGCGCUCACGUACAUUGUCAGCGCUAACGAACUCUCGUCUCUGUUCUUCCUCACUGAGCAUGAAUUACCAUUGGGACUUCGACGCACUGCGUCAAAGAAGGGGAAGGGAAAGGAGAAACAAGUGCCUCAAACACACUACCCCGUUGUUCUGUUACUUAGCCUCCUGGAUCGCCCGUCUAUUCUGAGGACGUCCUCUAUCGUGGAGUCAGUGGUAACUCUUCUUGCUACAAUCACUCGUCCCCUUGCAAGCUUGAAGGAUUUUAACAAAGGGAAGCCUGAGACGCAAGACCUUAUGGAAGCGUCUGCCCCAUCAGCUGCGCAGUCAGUAGUUGUUCCAUCAGAAUCUAUCGAUACUUCAGCCCCUGCCGAGGAGCCCGCCGCUGACGACCAGACAGUGGAAGCAGGUCAAGGCCCUUCUUCCGAAGAAAAAGUCCUUCUCGCUCGUCCCCCAGUCAUCCCCCAUACAGUAAUGCGCUUCAUCGUCAAUAUCUUGACCGCCGGCGAAUGCUCUGGACGAACAUUCUCGCAAAGUUUGGCCCUCAUCCAACACCUCUCUUUUGUUCCGGAUGCACGAGACAUCAUUGCGAACGAGCUGCGCUCAAGAGCUCAAGACUUUGGCCAGAGCCUAUUCACCGCAUUGGACGAACUUGCGAUUGCACUUCACGAAUCUCAGGGCGAAGUCCUCGCGAGCUCCAUUGCGUCAAAAUUCUCGCCAGCUUCAUCUGAUCAAGCAAAACUUCUGCGGGUAUUGAAGACUAUUGACUACAUGUACUCGCCACGAUCUACGUCGUCACCGUCGAGUGCAGUCAGUGAUGCAGAUGUCGAAAAAGUACAAGGCAUAUACGAGUCAUUCAGAUUUGCGCCACUAUGGCAACGUCUAGGUGAUUGCUUAUCUUUCAUCGAAGAGAAACCAGAAACGGAACACAUCGCAACUGUCUUAUUGCCUUUGAUCGAGUCCCUGAUGGUCGUAUGCAAGUAUGUCGGUGCAAAAUCCGCCGCCGGAAGUGUUGCGCGCAUAUUGAGGGCAUCCGCCUCUCCAAGAUCGCCCACGUCUACGCGCGAAACAAUGGAAGAGCUCUUCGUCACUUUCACCGAUGCUCACCGCAAAGUUCUCAAUCUCAUGGUCCGCAAUAAUCCGUCGCUCAUGAGCGGAUCUUUCUCGCUAUUGGUCCACAACCCUCGAGUGCUAGACUUCGAUAAUAAGAGGAAUUACUUCAGUCAGCAACUUCACCGACGACCACAUGCGCGAGAACACCACGGUACAUUGCAACUGAACGUCCGUCGACCGCGAGUCUUCGAGGAUAGCUUUCAAUACCUGCAGCGAAAGACGGGUGAUCAAAUCAAGUACGGGAAACUCAGCGUGCGCUUUUACGAAGAGGAAGGGGUUGACGCCGGUGGUGUCACGCGAGAAUGGUUCCAAAUUCUCGCUCGACAGAUGUUUGAUCCCAACUAUGCACUGUUCCAACCCUGCGCGGCAGAUAGACUCACUUAUCAGCCGAACAAAGCAUCUUGGGUGAAUCCAGAACAUCUCUCCUUCUUCAAGUUUGUCGGUCGUGUGAUAGGCAAGGCGAUCUACGAUGGACGACUACUUGAUGCCUAUUUUGCUCGCAGUCUUUAUCGGCAGAUUCUUGCAAAGCCUGUUGACUACAGAGAUGUCGAAUGGGUCGAUCCUGAAUACUAUAACUCCUUGUGCUGGAUUUUAGACAACGAUCCCAGUGCGCUCGAGUUGACCUUCAGUGUAGAGGCAGACGAGUUUGGCGUUACCAAAAUUGUAGAUUUAAGAGAAAAUGGCCGAUCUGUCGCCGUAACUCAAGAGAACAAGCGGGAAUUUGUCCAGUUAUCUGCCCAGUAUCGACUCUAUUCAUCCAUCAAGGAUCAGAUUGAAGCACUACUCACUGGUUUCUAUGAAAUUAUCCCGAAGGAUCUCAUCGCAAUCUUCAACGAACAGGAGCUCGAGCUAUUGAUUUCCGGUACGCCUGACAUCGAUGUCGACGAAUGGCGAGCUGCAACGGAGUACAAUGGCUACACGAGCUCCGACCCUGUGAUAGUUUGGUGGUGGCGUGCUUUAAAAUCGUUCAACCGAGAGGAGAGGGCUAAGGUUCUGAGCUUUGCCACUGGUACAUCACGUGUCCCACUUGGUGGUUUCACAGAGCUCCAAGGUGUCCAAGGUGUCCAAAGAUUUUCUAUACACCGGGCGUAUGGUGAUCAGGACCGCCUGCCACAGGCGCACACUUGCUUCAAUCAAAUUGAUCUACCGCAGUACUCAUCGUAUGAGAUGCUUCGGCAACAGCUUCUGCUGGCGAUCAACGAGGGAGGAGAAGGAUUUGGAUUCGCAUGA
Messenger RNA from Fibroporia radiculosa, 10887 nucleotides. RefSeq lists its product as uncharacterized. Gene Ontology annotation, biological process: positive regulation of protein catabolic process; protein polyubiquitination; proteasome-mediated ubiquitin-dependent protein catabolic process. The transcript has 23 exons. Bases 1 to 10887 code for a protein of 3628 amino acids. Lineage: Eukaryota; Fungi; Basidiomycota; Agaricomycetes; Polyporales; Fibroporiaceae. Gene Ontology annotation, molecular function: protein binding; ubiquitin-protein transferase activity. The record is from RefSeq and is a predicted model, not a curated record.